AUGUUCCGCAACACCAUGAUCCGAUCCACAAGAACCCUGCGCUUCAGCGUCCCGUCCGCGCGUCCUUUCUCCCUCUCCGCCUCAAGAAGGGUCGAGCAAUACCCGAACAACGCGAGCACCAACUCAAAGACCAAGACGGACAAGUACGACAGCGACAGCCCUCACGCGGUACAAGAGAAGGUCAAGCAAGGAGACACACACAACGUCCAGGAGAGCAAUGCAAAGGCCGGAUUAGACAGCGCGCGAAAAGAGGGCAGUGGUGGCCAUGCGACUGAAGAAAAGGACUCGGCUGGCGGAAAGGACAAGGCGAAGAAGGAGUUCCCUGAGGCGCCGGACCCAGCUAUUGGCAUGCAGGACGAGAGAGGUGGACGUGGUGCUUAG
Molecule: messenger RNA, 381 nt
Organism: Alternaria burnsii
Lineage: Eukaryota; Fungi; Ascomycota; Dothideomycetes; Pleosporales; Pleosporaceae
Exons: 2
Coding region: 1-381 (126 amino acids)
Source: RefSeq, a predicted model, not a curated record